This is a messenger RNA of Equus quagga, 1028 nucleotides long. It is a transcript of the gene ASMT, whose product is annotated as acetylserotonin O-methyltransferase. The record is from RefSeq and is a predicted model, not a curated record. Gene Ontology annotation, biological process: methylation; melatonin biosynthetic process. The transcript is spliced from 6 exons. Gene Ontology annotation, molecular function: acetylserotonin O-methyltransferase activity. NCBI's taxonomy places the organism in Eukaryota, Metazoa, Chordata, Mammalia, Perissodactyla, Equidae. The coding region runs from base 96 to 1028 and encodes 310 amino acids.
UUAGGGCUCUGGGCACGUCGGGGACAGAAGGUGCAACCCAGGCUGCAGCCCUAAGCCCUGUCAUCCUCUUAGUAAAGCUAAUAGGAUUUUCCAGCAUGAUCCGUCUCUGGCUCACUGCUGGGUCUCCAGCAAGGAGCUUUGGCAGCUUUACCGAGCGGCUGGCGGUCCCCCAGCUGGCUAGCAGACCCGCGGUCCCUGAAGCAGGACAACCGGGGACCCUCCAAGUCAGGCCGACGUGGAAGAAAAUGAGUUCCCUGGAGGAUCAGGCCUUCGGUCUCCUGAACACCUACUCCAAUGGCUUCAUGGUGUCCCAGGUUCUCUUCGCCGCCUGCGAGCUGGGGGUGUUCGACCUGCUGGCCGAGGCCCGGGAGCCCCUGGACUCGGCUGCGGUGGCUGCCCAUCUGGGCGCCAGCUGCCAUGGGACGGAGCUCCUGCUGGACGCCUGUGUGACCCUGAAGCUGCUUCGAGUGGACACGAGGAGAGGAAAAGCUUUCUAUGGGAACACGGAGCUCUCCAGCACCUACCUGACCACGGCCAGCCCCACGACCCAGCGCAACAUGCUGCUCUACCUGGCCAGGACCACCUACCACUGCUGGGCCCACCUGGCCGAGGCUGUGAGAGAAGGGAGGAGCCAGUAUCUGAAGGCGUUCGGGGUCCCCUCCGAAGAGCUCUUUACCGCCAUCUACAGGUCGGAGGACGAGCGGCUCCAGUUCAUGCGAGGUCUGCAGGACGUCUGGGGCGUCAAUGGGAGGAGUGUGUUGUCUGCCUUCGACCUGUCAUCCUUCCCUGUCAUCUGCGACCUUGGUGGCUGUUCUGGGGCUCUGGCCAAGGAGUGUGUUUCUCUGUACCCUGGAUGUCGGGUCACCGUUUUCGACAUCCCAGAAGUGGUCCAGACGGCAAAGACGCACUUCCCGCUCCCGGAGGGAGCACGGAUCCGAUUCUGUGAAGGUGGGUUGCCGUGUGCUGUGGGCGUCCACGGGGAGACUCAGAGUCGUCCCCGGGGGUCAGGAGAUGCCGGACAUUUAUGA